This is a messenger RNA of Daucus carota subsp. sativus, 1515 nucleotides long. RefSeq lists its product as uncharacterized. Gene Ontology annotation, molecular function: DNA helicase activity. Lineage: Eukaryota; Viridiplantae; Streptophyta; Magnoliopsida; Apiales; Apiaceae. Bases 1 to 1515 code for a protein of 504 amino acids. The transcript is spliced from 2 exons. Gene Ontology annotation, biological process: DNA repair; telomere maintenance. The record is from RefSeq and is a predicted model, not a curated record.
AUGAAAUACAAUCUUUUUUUUGAUGGGCGCUAUAUAUGCGGUUAUGAGGCUGCUUACCGUAUCUUUGGCUUCAACAUACACUAUAGAUCAUUGGCUGUGGAGAGACUGUCAUUUCAUCUUGAGGGCAACAAGUAUUGUACAUUUAGAUCAAAUGAGCCCAUAGAAAAAAUUGCUGAAAGAGAGGAAGAAAAGUAUACCCAACUGGAAGCAUACUUUUUUCUCAAUGAAACAGAUGCAAAUGCAAGACAGUUUCUUUACGACGAAAUACCCCAGCACUAUGUGUGGAAUGAUGCUGAUAGAUUGUGGACACCACGUAAGAGAGGGAAGAAAAUUGGUAGACUGGCGUAUACACAUCACUCCAGUGGUGAAUUGUGGUAUCUUCGUCUACUUUUGACCAAAGUACGCGUUGCAACAUCUUUCAAUGCAUUGAAAACAGUCAAAGGUAAAUUGCAUGAUACCUACCAAGAGGCAUGUAAGGAGUAUGGCCUACUUGAUGAUGAUAAUGAAUGGGACGAAGUUCUUCAAGAAUGUGUAGAGUCAGAGAUUCACACUCUACUUAAAAGCAUUGGGAAAUCUCUUAAAGAUUACAGCCAGAUGCCUCAACCACCUUCCACCUAUCUCGAUUGUGGUAUAAAUAAUUUAAUCAUCGAAGAAACAAGUUACGACACUACUGAAAUGCAGAAUGAAUUUGAUGAUCUCUAUUCUAAUUGUAAUACAGAACAACUAAAAGUAUUUGAUUCGGUGAUGGAUUCAAUAGAUAAAAAAGAAGGAGGCGUGUUUUUUGUAUAUGGCAGCGGUGGGUGUGGAAAGACAUACCUAUGGCGAACUCUGAUUUCAAGAUUAAGGUCUGAAAAGAAGAUUGUACUUCCUGUUGCUUCUUCAGGUAUUACGGCUACUCUGAUGCCGGGUGGACGUACCGCACACACAAGAUUUAAAAUCCCUAUCGUUCUAGAUGACCAUUCAAUGUGUUCAAUCUCUCAUACCUCUGACAUAGCCGAAUUGAUCAAGAGGACUGAGCUCAUUAUUUGGGACGAGGCACCCAUGCAACACCGAUACUCUUUUGAAUGCUUAGACCGUUCUUUGAAAGAUAUCAUGAAAGCAGUAGAUCCAAAAAGGUUUAACUUGCCUUUUGGUGGGAUUACAGUUGUUUUUGGCGGCGAUUUUCGCCAAAUACUCCCGGUAAUACCAAGAUCAGGGCAUGGUGAAGUUGUGGCUUCAUGUAUCACCAAUUCAAAGAUUUGGAGGAUAGCUACUGUUUUCAAGUUGGUGCAUAAUAUGCGAUUGAACAAAGGAAGAAAUCAGGAAGAGGUACAAGCAUUAACAACUUUUGCAAAAUGGGUUCUUGAUGUUGGAGAUGGUAAUAUUCCAAGAUGUACACAAUCAGGUUCUGAGGACAACGAAGAUGAUAUAAGCAUUCCUCUGGAGUUCUGUAACAUGGAAUAUCCAAAUAGUGUGGAUGAGAUGAUUAAAAGUACAUACCCUCAUUUCAUGGAGAAUUAUCAGAAUCCUGAUUAG